Messenger RNA from Zootermopsis nevadensis, 3046 nucleotides. NCBI's taxonomy places the organism in Eukaryota, Metazoa, Arthropoda, Insecta, Blattodea, Termopsidae. The record is from RefSeq and is a predicted model, not a curated record.
AAGAACAAAUUAAGUUAUACUUGAAUAUGUUCUGAUUUAUGAACAUAAUAUAAGCAGUUGUGAAUUAAUGGGAGUAGAAUUGAAAAAAUCGGGAUCCUAAUUUUCCAUCUGGAAAAUGGACGAGAAUGAAGCCAAGACACUUAUAUUUUUAAUUUGGAAUGACAGAUUGUCCCGAACGUCGAUUUUAGUUAUUAUAAUAUUGUGUCUGUUUAUGUCUGUAAUGGAAUUAAAAGCAUGGUGUGGAGUGUGCGGCAGUGGUAAGUGUAAUCGACAUCGUGCUGGCCCUAGUUCACAUACCCGGCAGCCAUGGAUUGGUCUAGAAGUCCCAGAUGAGAUUGAUGAAGCUAUUGAAGAUUUCCUGAACAAGACCUUGAAGGAGUUUGUAUAUUCAUGGUAUAACAAUCUGUCACCUGAUGAGAGUUUUGUACUGGAACUAAGGCAAAGCAUUCGUUAUGCUGCCAGCGUGUUACUUCGCAGAGGAUUACAGGUAGAUUUGGCUUAUGUUAUUAUAAACAAGUUAGUCCCAGCUGGGUUGAGUCACUUAGAUGAUUAUCUGGGUGUUCUGCGGCUGUCCAGUAGACAGCAAAUUCCCUUGGAUAAGGCUGCUGUUCAGUAUCUAGGUCCCCGUCUCCAUCCUGCUGCUAGAAAUCGAGACAACGAACUAUCGUAUCUGCGACAGCUCACUGCUUUGUUGCUUCCGCAGCUACUGCCAUCCAGCCAGUUACACUGCAGGAACUUCAGUGUACUGAUUCGAGAGUUGCUGAGUGGUUGGAUACUCCUCCCAAUAACAGAUGUUUUAGCAGAUCCUGCAGUUGUGAACAGCUUGCUUUUGCUUCUCUUGGAUAACUACACACUUUCACAGUAUCCUAAUCGGCCUCCCACAAGAGUUGAGUUCUUAGCACGGUUUGUUUCAUCUGUUCCUGUUUCUCAUGGUUCUGCCCUGAGACUGGAUCUUUCAAGUGUACUGAAAGACCAGUCUUUGCUAUAUCCUUUCAUGCAGUUUCUGAAGGUAGAGGGCUGUGUAAACAUCUUGCAGUUCUGUUUAGAUGUUGAAGAAUUCAAUCGCAAGAUGUUGACACCAGAUGUGAAUAAGCAGGACCUUGAAAAUCUGUAUAAGGAAGCUUGGGAUCUGUUCUCAGUGUAUUUCAGCCUGGAGUCCCCUGACAGGAUUCACUUCUCACAGCAGGUUGUCACUGAGAUGCAUGCAGUAUUGCAGGAGCCAGCUGAGAACAUUGUAAAACUUCGUACUACACCGCCAUUGUUUCAAGCCUAUGAGUAUGCCUACAGUCUCCUGGAAAACUCGCUUUGCCCCCUGUUUCAUGAAAGCGAUGAUUAUUACACCUUACUGUGUGGACAGAGGCUGCCCAGUGGGUAUAAUAAAAGUGGAUCAAGUUCUCCUAUGCUGCAAGGAUCUCCUGCUAAAGGAAGGUCAAUGAAGAAAUGGAGUGACGGAGGGGCAGUGGCUCGCCUCAGCAGUCGACUGCACAAGAUCAAGGGAGCACUGCGAACACAGCCUGUGGAGGGACAUGUAUAUGACACUGAUUCAGCAUUAGAUUUGGGCGAGACGGAAUACGCUGAGGAUCUUCACUUGUCUGACUCAUCAGAAUCUUACAGAGACCUGAGUGCUUGGAGAGUAUCAAUUCCAUGUGUCGAUACUCGCCAGGAUGUGAACAAUAAACCGUAUCCAGUGUUUAACAUUGACGUUCAGCGAAUUGAUGUGAAGUCUGAAGAGGAUCCUGAAUCAUACCACUGGACAGUUGAUCGUCGCUACCAUGACUUCUACACUUUAGAGUCAAAACUGACUGAGUUUCAUGGAGUGUUUCCUGACACCCAGUUGCCUCCAAAGCGCAUUCUCUUUGGCCCACGUGGUAUUGAGUUUAUGGAAUCUAAACGACAGGUGUUUGAAGAAUUUGUGCAGCGUCUCCUUCAGAAGCCUACUCUUCGAGGAAGUGAUCUCUUGCAUUCAUUCCUGCGUUCUCCAGGAGAAUUUGUUCCUGCAGGCCCUGGGGGCAUUGCAGGAGCUAUGCCUGAGGGUUUAGGCCGCAUAAUUCGACGUUCUGUUCCACUACGACUAAGAAAGGAGAGAGGACAGCAUCUUGAUACAUUUCUGAAUGCAUUUGUAGCCUCAACCGAGGGCAGCAAAACAAAGACUAGCAAGUAUGAAUGGAAAGAUAUGAAUGUGGAGUCCCCAAGAAGAGUCCGUUGCCUCACCAAGUCAGUAUUCCAGAACAACUUUGGUGUGGCAAGCAACCAGCCCCUGUUUGCUCUUUCUACCAGCAGAUCACCUUCCAGCAGCAGUCUGCCUGUGCAGGGGGUGUUUGAUUGCCUUCUUUAUCUUGCUGUGCGUGUGUUCGGAGCACCACAGACUGUUGUGAGGGUGGCCAUGGCAAUCCGAGCGGUGGCACACAACACUGUGAAUGCACUUUUUGGUUUCUAUUUGGAUCGCAAAUUGAGGAAACUUCUCAUUGCUCCAAGACUUGCCCAUCUUGUGAGAUUACUGCAAGGUGCUGUUUUCCAACCUAAAGGAUCAGCUCCAUCACCAGCAGAGCUGGAAUUACGAGGUUCUCGAGCUCUAGCUCAGCUGCAGACAUUGGUUCCUAAUUACGUUGCUCGCUGGGCUGGACCAGCAUAUCAAGCAGGCCUACUAACACUCUUCAGUGCACUGCAGUCUCCUGCACUGAAUAAGCAGUUGGUUUACACAUUGUUGGAUGUCGUGGCAGCAGAAUUAUAUCCAGACCUGGCAACUGGUGAAAUAUCACCACAGUAAAGUAACUAUAGCAUCACCAACUGGCAACCAGUGAAGUAUCACCACAGUGACUAGUGCCACUAAUGAUGAUGAUGAUAGUAAUAAUAAUGAGAUUGAUUAGAAAUAUGUUAUUAGAUCUUAUAAUAUUCCUAUGUAUUUGUUGCUGUUUCAUGUACCUUCUUAAUCUGAUGACAGUUAUUAUUAUUAUUAUUAUUAUUAUUAAAUUAUAUAUAUUUGUUGUAGAAUGUAUAUAUUUUUCCCCUUUAAAUGUUUCUUCUGUGUAAUAAAGUGCCAAAAGAA